CAAAUCUCUCUCUCUCUCUCUCUUUGCAAAGAGACUUCCUCUGAUUAUUUUCGGUAGAGGAGCAAAUAAAAAAAUGGCGUCGAAGCUGGUGAAAGCCCUAAUCCGAUCGCAGAUUCUUCCAUCUACGAGGAGGCACUUCAGUGCACCGGCUACCACACAACUCGGCGUGCCAACAGACGAUCUAGUCGGAAAUCACACCGCCAAAUGGAUGCAGGAUAGAAGCAAGAAGUCACCGAUGGAGCUGAUCAAUGAGGUCCCACCUAUCAAAGUUGAUGGAAGGAUUGCUGCUUGUGAAGGAGACACCAAUCCAGCACUCGGUCAUCCAAUUGAGUUCAUUUGCCUCGACCUAGACGAGCCUGCCGUCUGCAAGUACUGUGGCCUUCGCUAUGUUCAAGAUCAUCAUCACUAAGCCAACAUUCUGAAAGUCAUGAAAAAUCUCCAGUCUCUUUUUUCUCCUUUUUUAAAAUUCAUUGUCAAGUUUGCGCGAUGCAUCGGCAUCUUCAGACAUCUUAUGUAAUAAAGGUUUCGAUCAGUGUUUGAUUAUGUAUGUUUGACCUCAGAGUCUUUUUCAUGUCACUGAGCCUAAAAAGGCUUUGGGGAUUUGCUAUAUAACCAGUGCCAAGUUUGUUCCAUC
Messenger RNA from Raphanus sativus (radish), 634 nucleotides. Its product is annotated as NADH dehydrogenase [ubiquinone] iron-sulfur protein 6, mitochondrial. NCBI's taxonomy places the organism in Eukaryota, Viridiplantae, Streptophyta, Magnoliopsida, Brassicales, Brassicaceae. The transcript has 3 exons. Gene Ontology annotation, biological process: mitochondrial electron transport, NADH to ubiquinone. The record is from RefSeq and is a predicted model, not a curated record. Bases 74 to 409 code for a protein of 111 amino acids.